This is a messenger RNA of Camponotus floridanus (Florida carpenter ant), 1377 nucleotides long. RefSeq lists its product as uncharacterized. The record is from RefSeq and is a predicted model, not a curated record. NCBI's taxonomy places the organism in Eukaryota, Metazoa, Arthropoda, Insecta, Hymenoptera, Formicidae. Bases 1 to 1377 code for a protein of 458 amino acids. Gene Ontology annotation, molecular function: protein binding. The transcript has 11 exons.
AUGCCAACGUAUCUUCCUGAGGAGACUUUAAACAGUACGGAACAAUUGAAACACUUUCUCAUACAGAAUGGAAUUUCGGAAGACGCCGUCAACAUCUUAAAAGAUGAAGGAGUUGACGGUUACGCUUUCAUGGAAUUAACUGAAAAUGACUUGAAAGAACUUAAAAUUAAGAUUGGCCCAAGGAAAAGAAUAUUAAAUUUAAUUAAUGCUUGCCAUAAUGUGAUACAUCGAGAUUUUGAUAUUAGAUCCUGGAUUAAAGAAAAUGAAAAAGAAUCUAAAAGAAAUCCAUCACUUAUCAAUAUUUUAGAUUCAGGUAUUAUUCACCCUACUAAUAGACAAGAACUUAUAAGAAUUUGUUGUGCGGGUUUAAUACAACUUAACAAUAACAAUUUAUAUCCAUCACAUGAAUUAAAAAUCGAAUUAGCGAGGCAAAUUAUUACACAGUUUCCGAAACUUCGAUCAACUCUUUCUGAAAACGGCUACGAACAUUUUUAUGAUAAUAAAACAAAUCAGGGUUUUAUAGAGUAUCGUUUAAAAACUAUGAGAAAACAUUUAAGUCCAUCUAAAAAAAGAAAAGCUACUUCUAACGAAUUAAAAAUAAAAAAAUCAAGAAUAUUAAAAGAUAUAAAACAAGAUAAAUAUUUGGAAGAAGAUAUAUUUACAUUAAAAGUUGCUGAGCUUGCUUUAAAAAUGCCGAAUGAAACAAAUAAAGAUGAUAUAUUUCGAUUGAGCGAUGAAACGAGAUGUAAUCGCCAAAAACAAAUAAAAGAAUCUGAUCAAGAACUAACAUUGAGUGACAUUUUAAAAAUGUACCCACGUUUUAAGGAUUAUAAAGGCGAAUUGAUUCACAGAGAAUUUAUAGCUGAAUUUCCAGAUAAUGAUAAGUUUUUGGCACAAUUUACUACUCUUUACGUGCCGAGAAUUUUACAAUAUUGUUCCCUGAACGCACCAUAUUUACUACUACAUGUUAAUGAUAUUGAAGAUAAUAUGAAAGCUUUAAUUUUAUUACCGCAUUUAUUGCCGUCUCCUAAUUAUACCAAAUGUAAAAAGAAAAAUAAUGUGCAACCUUAUUUAAUAUGUAGUAAGACCAGUGAGGAAAGAAAAGGAAUAUAUUAUAUUAAGGCAGAUGAUCAUUUAAUCGAAAUUGGAAACAAUGGCUUGCAAGCUUUUGAUAUUUUAUUAAAACUGCAUUAUUGUUUUGAUAUACAUUUUUCUGCAGAUUUGAUUAAUUUUUAUAAUUUUAUCACUGGUUGCAUACUACAGUUAAUACAACCCAAAGCAUGUUGUGUAGCAUUUGAUGUUACUCUCAAAAAUUUAUCUACAAACAAAAGCAUUCAUUUACAUGAAUCAUCCGAUUAUGAUGAUGAAGAAAUUUAA